Molecule: messenger RNA, 1267 nt
Organism: Durusdinium trenchii
Lineage: Eukaryota; Dinophyceae; Suessiales; Symbiodiniaceae
Source: the annotation of a GenBank genome assembly
CGCCGAUUGACGCGCGGCGAAUGAGGUGCGAGGAGUCAAAACAAUGGGUGAAUGGCAUGGCAAGAGUGUUUGCUCAGUUUGAUGAGUUUGUUGGGUUUGGGGAGAAUUUGAUCAUAUGAUUUUCUGUAGCUAACCUGACUAACUUGAGGGGAUUUGAGGCUUGAUUUUUGUAGUGAGGUUUCCAAAUCAGGUUAGCUGGAGGAUGUCGUGAGAUAACACCCAGAGUGAAGAGAGUAUUCUCAUGUUUCCACCUUUUUCCACCAAAUGAACAUCCACUUUUUUAGAGUUGUUGCUUGGAAGGUCAACAAGAUAGCUAUCAAAUAAGCGAGAAGCAGAAAGCUAAGCCUGACUGCUUCAACCAUGCUGGCUGAGUCCACCAGCCUCCGGCCUUUGCACCGUGCCGCACCGCAGCGUCCCCGGGGCUCUGUCGACCGGCGCCAACGGCACACCGCCAACAUCACACCGUGACCAUCAUGUUUUGCUGCUGCGUCGCCGAAGACGAUAGAGCCAGCCAGGUGGACAUGAAGCACACCCUGGCCAGCGACGAGGCAGCGCCCAAGAAAGAGGAGGGUGCGGCAGCGGGUGCGGCGCCGAGUGCGAAAGGUGCCGAAGGGGUGAAGGCUGCGGCAGCUGCGCCGGCCUUUGGGGCCUUCGAGGUGGUAGUGAAGACGAACAAGUCCAACCUGGGCAUUGAACUGGACAAGACCGCCUCAAAGGUGAAGGGUGGAGCGAUGGUCAAGGUCAUCAAGUCUGGUGCUGUGAAGCAGUUCAACGAGCUGAACCCCGAUCAGGCCAUUCAAGUCUACGAUGAGAUCACAUCCUUGGAUGAGGUCACAGGCACUAAGGAGAUCGAGAAGAAGAUGAGUUCCAAGCUGCCCGAAGAGGUGAAGAUGCAGUUGGAUCGCCCCCGCAAGAUACAGGUCACUCUGGAGAAGCCGGGGAUGUUGGGGAUGAAGCUGGACUUCGGCUCCAAGUCGACGGGUGUGGUUGUGGAAGAGUUGAUGUCCGAUGGGCUCAUGGCCAAGUGGAAUGUAGGGAAGAGCGAUGAAGAACAAGUGAAAGGAGGUGACAGGAUCAUCGAGUGCAACGGACAGGUCUAUGAAGGACCCAAACUCUUGGAUCAACUCAAGAAAUUGGACAAGAUGACGCUCACUGUCCUGAAGUACAACCAGAAGAGCUGAGUUGAGUUCUUUCUCGCCGCCUUCCGAAGCGGAAGGCACCUUCGUGUCCGGCCGAGCGGCGUUCUUGUGGCGACCAAUGAUGUUGG